This is a messenger RNA of Closterium sp. NIES-65, 2445 nucleotides long. Lineage: Eukaryota; Viridiplantae; Streptophyta; Zygnematophyceae; Desmidiales; Closteriaceae. The record is from the annotation of a GenBank genome assembly.
AUGGCCGCUCUCAACAUUCUCACCUUCGAUUUGGAGGGCCGCCCGAUAGAGUUCAAUGCGUGGCUAGACAACUUACACCUGUUCCGGCUGAUAGUCUCUAAGGACGGUACUUCGCUAUUUGACCUCACUUCUGGCACCUCGCCCGCCCCUGACGCCACAGGUGACAGUCCGACUCGCUCACAGUGGCUUACCUGUGACGCUGCUGCCCGCCUAGCCGUUCGCAACCACCUGCCGUUAGCCGAACGCGCCCACUUUGGCCAGCAUAAGACAGCUAAAGCACUGUACGAUGCUGUAGUCCCUCGCUACUCCUCCCCGGCCACUGCUGCUCUAAGCCACCUUCUCCUGCCCUACCUGUUCCCAGAGCUGUCUGCCUUUGCCACAGCAGCCAACCUAGUCACUCACCUCCACACUAUGGGAGGCGCCGCAGCGGCAGGGGCAGGGGAGGCAGCAGUGGGGGUAGUAGAGGUGGAGGCGGUGGUGGGGGCAGUGGAGGAGGUGGAGGGGGCGGCGGUGGAGGAGGUAGUGGUGGUGGGGGUGGAGGGGCAGGUGGCGGGGGUGGUGGCGGCAGUGGGAGUGGUGGAGGCGGCGGUGGUGGCGGCGGUGGUGGCGGCAGUGGGAGUGGAGGCGGCGGCAAUGGUGGUGGCCGGGGUUGGUACCAGCCAAAGGGGAGGCCUUGGAGGUGGCCAGAGGCAGCAGCAGCAUCAACCCCUUUCGUCUCAGAAGCUCCGUGAGUGGUUUGCUCAGCGUGGGGCGGCUGGGAGCAGUGGUCCCUGCGCGUAUGUCAUUCGCACAGGUGAUCGCACUGGUCAGACAUGCAGGAGGUCUCACACUCAGCACCGCUGCUUCUACCACCUUACUGACGCCUUUCGCGCAGAGUUUCCUAAUGCACUUGAGCUCCCCAACUGGGCAGAGCUGCUUAGGCAGAAUGUUGAUAUCUUUGCUCUAGACUUUGAUGCUAUCCUAUCUGCCAUGUAUGCAUUGACUGUUAGUGCUGAGGGUGACUGUUACCUAUGUAUGCCGCCAGACCCAGGUAUAGAGGCUGCUGCUCUAGGUGCUAUUGAGUAUGCUGCCCUAGAUGCAUGUGAGUCUGCUCUCUCUGGUACUGCGUCUGCUGCGGGCCCGCACACCUUUACGCUUGACUCAGGUGCUUCCCGCUGUUUCUAUCGUGACAGUACCACAGUGACCCCGCUCUCUGCACCUGUUCUGUCUCUUUGGCUGACCCCUCUGGGGGCCCAAUCCUUGCACGUUCCUCCACUGUUCUGUCCUGACUGGCGGUUCCGUCUGGGUCACUGUCGGGUCUCCACCUCCCUCGUUCUCUACGAACUUGUCCUGCGUCUGCACUCUGACAGAGGUGGUGAGUUUUCCUCCGACCUCUUGCGGGUCUUUUGUCGUGCGGAGGGCAUUCCCCAAACGUUCACACUUCUGGCCUCUACGCACCAGAAUGGGGUUGCUGAGCACCGCAUUGGCUUAGUCAUGGAGGUCGCUCGUACCUCCAUGAUCCAUGAGGCUGCCCCCCAUUUUCUGUGGCCGUUUGCCGUCCAGUACGCUGCGCAUCAGCUCAACCUCUGGCCCCUGUCUCCUUGCCGGAGACCUCGCCCACAGUCCUCCUCGGUAGACCCCCUUCCCCCUCAGGGUCCUGCUCCCUCAGGUGUGCCCCAGGUAGACCCUCUCGAGCCUGUCAAGGUCGCUGUCGACUCUGGUGAUGCUAGAGGUGUUGCGUCUGGGGUGCUGAGCCUGCGGGUGCGGGACCUGAGGGGUCUCUGGGCCCUGCGGGUGCGGAGCCUGGGGGUGCUGAGCCUGGAGGCCCUUCGGGUGUCUUGUCAUGGCCGGAGUCUCUCUCUCCACUGUAGCUGCGCGAGUGGUUUGCUCAGCGCUGGAGCCUCCGGAGUGGUGCUGCUGGAGCUGGAGCUGCUGGAGGUGCUGGAGCCGCUAGUCCCGGAGGUGCUCGUAUUGGAGGUACUGGAGCUGCUGGGGCUGGAGGUACUGCUGGAGCUGCUGGAGGUGCUGGUGCUACUAGAGCUGGAACUGCUGGAGGUGCUGCUGGAGGUGCUGGAGCUACUAGGGCUGGAGGUGCUGCUGGAGCUAGAGCUGCUCGAGGUGCUGCUAGAGCUGGAGCUGCUGGAGGUGGUUCUAGAGCUAGAGCUGGAGUUCUUAGAGGUACUGGUGCUGUCGGUGCUGGUGCUGGAGGUGCUGUAUGGCACUUCGUCCUUCCUUUGUUCCACUGCGUGUCUCUUGCCGUCUCCUCCUGCGUCCUCCAUUGCUGACGGUCCGAACCCUGAGUCCGACUCCCUUCAUGCUGCUAGUCGUACUAUCACGCGUCUCCUGGCCACUGUUGUCACUAACCCUUCCUUUGAGUCCACUGCUGCGUCUGCCUUAGUUGCUGAGCUUGUCAACUUUGCUCCUCGCUGUCGCCUAGACUACGCCGCUAGCCUUGUUGCUGAGUAA